AUGGAACCAUUCGACUGGUCGUUAAAGCCACACCACCGCACACGUGGUCGUCGCACAGAGAACGUCUUGCUGAAGCAGCGGGGGAGCAGCAGCAUCCGGGUGAUAGACUUCGGGUCCUCAUGCUACGUCCACCAGCGGGUCUACACCUACAUCCAGAGCCGCUUCUACAGGUCGCCGGAGGUCAUCCUGGGGCUACCCUACGGACUACCCAUCGACAUGUGGAGCCUGGGGUGCAUCCUGGCCGAGCUGUACACGGGAUACCCGCUGUUCCCCGGUGAGAACGAGGUGGAACAGCUGGCUUGCAUCAUGGAGGUGCUGUCACUGCCGCCCCACCACCUGCUCAUCGCCGCCUCCACGCCACUUCUUGCUGGGGUUUGGGUGGGGGUGGCGCCGGACUCCAAGGGGAAUCCCCGAUGUGUGACGAACAGCAAAGGCAAGAAGCGCCGCCCAGGGUCACGUGACUUGGCCUCCGUCCUAAAGUGCUCCGAUUUGAAUUUCGUCCACUUCAUAUCUCGCUGUCUUGAUCCUAGAAUUGUUAACACUUUCUACAAUCGCGAAGAUUCUAACAUUUGCAACAGGAACAACGAAGGGAAUAGCAUAGAAAUUGUGUUAAAAACUGAUUUGCGAUGCAGUUUCUUUAAGCAUACGGCCAUGGGUCCUGUAUACAAAGGCAAGCGGCACCGCGACAACUGCGCCCUCGCGGCUGAGUCCGGCGCCAAGAACGACAGCAGUUCGUCGGCCACCAACUCGAACCCCGCCGCCGCCUCCUCCAACGGCAACCAGGACGGCACCUCCACGGAGAAUUCCCUCGACGAUUCCGGAACGUUCCUCCCGCCAAUCCUAUAA
Penaeus vannamei (Pacific white shrimp) is the source of this 846-nucleotide messenger RNA. Lineage: Eukaryota; Metazoa; Arthropoda; Malacostraca; Decapoda; Penaeidae. The record is from RefSeq and is a predicted model, not a curated record.